CAGUCCUUGAAAGCAUCACAGGAGGAGGACGGGCCGUGGCCAGAGAGAAGGUGAAGGAGCUGAGACAUGGCGGACAACCCAGCACCCCGUGCCAGACCCCUGAUGGACAUAGCCACCUUCGAGGACAACUUCGGUGUGAAACCGGAGAGGAAAACAUACCUGUGCUACGAGGUGGAGGUCCUGGAGGGCGACACCUGGGCCCCAAUGGAGGAGCGCCAGGGCUUCCUGCGCAACCAGGGUGCGGACACACCCCGGGAACCCCGUCGUCAUGCAGAGUUGUGCUUCCUGGAUCUGUUCCCCUCUUGGGGCCUGGAUCGGGGGAAGCAGUACAGACUCACCUGGUACGUCUCCUGGAGCCCCCGCCCUGACUGUGCCCCCGAGCUGGCUGCAUUCCUGCGUGAGAACAGCCACGUGAGCCUGCGCAUCUUCGCUGCUCGCAUCUAUACCAAAAGCUGCAGCACUGCUGGGAAACCUUCGUGGACAACCAGGGCCAGGCGUUCGAGCCCUGGUCUGAACUGGACGAACACAUACGAGCCCAUUCUCAGGAGCUGGAGAACAUCCUCUGGAAUCGGAGAAACUGAAGCGUGGACUUCCGUCUCUCUAAGCAGUCGGGGUUCUUCUGCUGAACGAGGAAUAAAACACUUUCUUCAAAGAGUGAAAACGCAUCACGUGCCGCAUCUCCAACUUGAUCCACAGAAACCAGCAGAAGGCAACCAAUGGGCUGCUAAAUAUUCUUAAAAAUCUGAUCAAUUUACUUUUCAUUUAAGAUCAGUGAUGUGUUCCAAAUACACACCAGUAACACUCUAUUCGUUACUAUCAGAAUCAUAUUUAGAGGAUUAAUUAUUUAAAUUGAUUUUAAAUGCAAAACAAUAACAAUAAAGAUUAAAAACCUUCA
This is a messenger RNA of Eptesicus fuscus (big brown bat), 895 nucleotides long. RefSeq names its product DNA dC->dU-editing enzyme APOBEC-3G-like. The record is from RefSeq and is a predicted model, not a curated record. Lineage: Eukaryota; Metazoa; Chordata; Mammalia; Chiroptera; Vespertilionidae. The transcript is spliced from 5 exons. Gene Ontology annotation, biological process: DNA cytosine deamination; negative regulation of single stranded viral RNA replication via double stranded DNA intermediate; cytidine to uridine editing. The coding region runs from base 67 to 738 and encodes 223 amino acids. Gene Ontology annotation, molecular function: cytidine deaminase activity; RNA binding. Gene Ontology annotation, cellular component: nucleus; P-body; cytoplasm.